This is a messenger RNA of Ordospora pajunii, 187 nucleotides long. RefSeq lists its product as uncharacterized. The annotation marks the transcript as partial. The record is from RefSeq and is a predicted model, not a curated record. NCBI's taxonomy places the organism in Eukaryota, Fungi, Microsporidia, Ordosporidae. The transcript has a single exon.
CACACUGAGAAGCCUAUUGACGGACUCACUGGAUGUGUUGCUAUGCAUGUGCAUGGGUUACACUCUGCAAAUGCUACAUUGGCAGUCAGGCAUGGUAUGCAUGAUGCUUGAGCAUGGCAUAUAUAUUGGCGCUGUAAAAAUGGAUAGAUUAGUUGAUAACGAUAACGGACUAACCCAUCAUGGAUAA